AUGACUACAAGCGAGGAUCACGUAAGAGAUGCAGAACUACAAUAUCUCGCCAAUCCUUUGAACGGCAGUCAUUUAUCAGAUGGAAUAGACGGCUCAAGUCAUGACAAUCGUCCACCUAUUCCUGGACCAAGUUGCGAAAUCUACACCUUCACCGACGAAGUCAUUGUGCCCUCAUCAGCACCAAAAUCUCACCCUUAUCUUCUCGUCAACAUCGGAUCAGGCGUAUCAUUCUUCCAGGUCUCAGAGAACAAUCAAUGUCAGCGAAUCUCGGGCUCCUCAUUCGGCGGCUCAGCGUUAUGUGGCUUACUCCUUCUUCUCACCAGAGCCCGCACAUAUGACGAUAUGCUUGAACAAGCUGAGAAGGGUAACAACGCCAAUGUCGAUAAGCUAAUUGGAGACAUUUAUGGAAUGGACUACAGCAGAAUUGGCAUGAAGAUGACAGCUGUUGCUUCAACAUUCUGCAAAGCCUUCAGCUUGGAGCAUCGACCUGAUGCUGAUAUUCAAGAGGCGGAAAAUCCCGUACGGGACAUCAAGUCCUUCUCAGAUGCAGAUAUCUGUCACUCCUUGGUUUUCGCGGUUUUUAACAAUAUCGGCCAACUGGCUACUUUGCAUAGUCGCAUUCAUGGUAACCCGGAUAUUUAUUUCACUGGCCCUUAUGUGCAGAACUGCCAGCUGCUCAUCAGAACUUUGUGCAUUGCAGUGCGCUAUUAUUCCCAAGGAGAGAAGAAGGCACAUGUUGUGGUCAACCAAGGCGACUCGGCUGCCUAG
This is a messenger RNA of Fusarium proliferatum ET1, 768 nucleotides long. Its product is annotated as putative pantothenate kinase. NCBI's taxonomy places the organism in Eukaryota, Fungi, Ascomycota, Sordariomycetes, Hypocreales, Nectriaceae. Bases 1 to 768 code for a protein of 255 amino acids. Gene Ontology annotation, cellular component: cytosol; nucleus. Gene Ontology annotation, molecular function: pantothenate kinase activity; ATP binding. The record is from RefSeq and is a predicted model, not a curated record. The transcript has 2 exons. Gene Ontology annotation, biological process: coenzyme A biosynthetic process.